AUGCUCUCCAAGAUCUCCCUCGCGGCUCUCGUGAGCACUCUGCUCUCUCCAGUCGCAGCAGGACCGAUCAAUACCAACGAUCACACUCCUGUGAAUAAACGAAGCCCACUUGGCAUCAGUUUGCCUCCCCUCAUUCCUUCUAUCCCGGGCGUGACAGAGCCCUUGGGCUCUAUUGCUCCUCCUCUUCCCAUCCUUCAACUCCCCACGCCUCCCUUAGAUAGCCCUCCUUUCACCGGUGCCAACAUCAAGCCUAAGAAGAUUGGAUACUUCUGGACUGGAGCUGGAGAUAACAUCCACAAGGACUUUCUGCUUACUGCAAGUCUGGACGAUGACACUUUCGGUCAAAUCGUUGCCCUCACUGAUGUGCCGACGAGUGGAAACUCCCCUCACCAUCUGGGGACCUCACACGAUGGCAAGACCCUCAUCGGUGGCGGUCUCCUGUCUCUCCUCAAGACCCAGGACACCGCCUUUUACUUCGACGUCUCCAACCCCUAUGCGCCUAAGUUCAAGAAGUCUAACCGUGCUCUAUUGAGUUCCGUCGUUGACGAGAUCCGAGCCAAGCCAGAGGGUGGAUUUUUCAUCACCUACAUGGGCAGUGCUGCAGGCACCUCACCUGGCCGCCUCGUCGAGACCAACGCUGAUGGCGACAUCACCCACGAGUGGCCCGAGGACGUCGCUGGGACGCUCAACAUCUUGGGCGAGCAGUUUAGUCCGCACGGCCUUGCGGUCGACUUCAACAAGGGUAUUAUUCUGACUUCGGACUUUGUGGUGCCCCUAACCAUUCUGAAGCCGACGCUGGGAAUUCAGAAGGCGAGCACUCUGCGUCUGUGGAACUUGUCCGACAAGACCAUCAUUUCGACUAUAACUAUUCCUAAUGGGUUGGGUAUUCAGGAUGUCAAAUUCAUUCCUGGUAACCCCGAGAGCGCUGCCAUCGCCACAGCUGUCGGAUUAGGCCAGGUCUGGAUCAUCUAUCCAUUCCGCCGCGACUCGUCUGGCAAACAGGGCGUUGCCGAGCUGCUGUACGACCUGGGCCCCAAGGCAAAGGACUCGUUGGCCAUUUACUCGGACAUCACCGACGACGGCAAAUUUGCCUACUUUACCAUCACGCUGGGCAACCACGUCGCGGCGCUCGACAUCUCGGACCUGAGCAAUGUCAAGAGGCUCGAUGACCCCAACGAAACGCAGCCUAUUAUCGGUCCUCACUACGUCAAGAUUAGCCCUGAUAAGAAGAACCUGCUCGUUACUGGGUACUUCGUGCAGGCCGGUGAUAUCUCGAUCGUAAACACGCCGGGUGACUACAAGGGCCACUGGCUUGACAUCCUCCCUGAUGGAAGUCUGAGCUUUAACAGAUCCAUCGAUUUUGAGAGUAUCUUCAGCCGCGACCGUGGAGGCGCGCGACCUCACUCAUCCGUCAUAUUCGACUUGACUGACCCCAAGAACCCCAAGUACUAUUGA
Messenger RNA from Colletotrichum spaethianum, 1455 nucleotides. RefSeq lists its product as uncharacterized. Gene Ontology annotation, molecular function: protein binding. The coding region runs from base 1 to 1455 and encodes 484 amino acids. NCBI's taxonomy places the organism in Eukaryota, Fungi, Ascomycota, Sordariomycetes, Glomerellales, Glomerellaceae. The record is from RefSeq and is a predicted model, not a curated record. The transcript has 6 exons.